Panicum virgatum (switchgrass) is the source of this 2180-nucleotide messenger RNA. Its product is annotated as cationic amino acid transporter 6, chloroplastic-like. The coding region runs from base 105 to 1916 and encodes 603 amino acids. Lineage: Eukaryota; Viridiplantae; Streptophyta; Magnoliopsida; Poales; Poaceae. The transcript is spliced from 4 exons. Gene Ontology annotation, cellular component: plasma membrane. The record is from RefSeq and is a predicted model, not a curated record. Gene Ontology annotation, biological process: amino acid transport; transmembrane transport. Gene Ontology annotation, molecular function: amino acid transmembrane transporter activity.
UCUCUCUGCCUGCCACUCUCCUCUCCACUCUCCCGCGCCGCCCGAUCCCCGGGAGAACCCACCGGCAUCGCGCCCCCCGUGCCUUCCACCCGCCGUGCGCCGCCAUGGACAAGGCCGCGCUGGUGGCGGACCCCGACGGCGCCGCGCGCGCCGGCGCCGGCGGCUCGUUCGCCGGCCUGCGCGCGUACGGGCGCGCGCUGGCGCAGACGCCGCGCCGCCUGGCGCGGCGCGCGUGCGCGGCGACGGCGCCCGGCGAGGAGAUGAGCCGCGUCCGGGCGCGCUCCGGCGCCCGCAUGGCGCGCGCGCUGCGGUGGUGGGACCUCGUGGGGCUCGGCCUCGGCGGCAUGGUCGGCGCCGGCGUGUUCGUCACCACGGGCCGCGCCGCGCGCCUGUACGCGGGGCCCGGCGUCGUCGUCUCCUACGCCAUUGCCGGCCUCUGCGCCCUGCUCUCCGCCUUCUGCUACACCGAGUUCGCCGUCGACAUGCCCGUCGCCGGCGGCGCCUUCAGCUACCUCCGCGUCACCUUCGGCGAGUUCGCGGCUUUCCUGACGGGGGCGAACCUGAUCAUGGAGUACGUCCUCUCCAACGCCGCCGUGGCGCGGAGCUUCACGGCGUACCUGGGCACGGCGGUCGGCGUCGACGCGCCCAGCAAGUGGCGGAUCCCCGUGCCGGGCCUGCCGGAGGGGUUCAACCAGGUGGACCUCGUCGCCGUCGGCGUCAUCCUCCUCGUCUCCGUCUGCAUCUGCUACAGCACCAAGGAGAGCUCGUUGGUGAACCUGGUCCUGACGGUGGUGCACGUGGCGUUCAUCCUCUUCGUGAUCGCGAUGGGGUUCAAGCACGGCGACGCGCGCAACCUGAGCCGCCCCGCCGACCCGUCCCGGAGCCCCGGCGGCUUCUUCCCGCGCGGCGCGGCGGGGGUGUUCGACGGCGCCGCCGCGGUAUACCUGAGCUACAUCGGCUACGACGCCGUGUCCACCAUGGCCGAGGAGGUGGAGCACCCCGCGCGCGACAUCCCCGCCGGCGUCUCGGGCUCCGUCGCCGCCGUCACCGCGCUCUACUGCCUCAUGGCCGCCUCCAUGUCCAUGCUCCUCCCCUACGACGCGAUCGACCCGGAGGCGCCGUUCUCGGGGGCGUUCAAGGGGAAGACGGGGAUGGCGUGGGUGUCCAACGUGAUCGGCGCCGGCGCGAGCCUCGGCAUCCUGACGUCGCUCAUGGUGGCGAUGCUCGGGCAGGCGCGCUACCUCUGCGUCAUCGGCCGCUCCGGCGUCAUGCCGGCCUGGCUCGCCCGGGUGCACCCCGGCACCGCCACCCCCGUCAACGCCUCCGCCUUCCUCGGCCUGCUCACGGCGGCGCUGGCGCUGUUCACGGAGCUGGACGUGCUGCUGGACCUGGUCUCCAUCGGCACGCUCUUCGUCUUCUACAUGGUGGCCAACGCCGUCGUGUUCCGCCGGUACGCCGGCGACGGCGACGGGCGCAGGAGGGCGUGGCCGGCGCUGGCGUUCCUGGGCGCCUUCUCCCUGAUCGCGCUCGCGUUCACGCUGGUGUGGCAGCUCGCGCCGGCCGCCGCCGCCGGCGGCGCCAGGACGGGCCUCCUCGCCGCGUGCGCGGCGCUCGCGGUCGCCACGGUCGCCGCGUUCCAGGCGUUGGUGCCGCAGGCCCGCGCCCCGGGGCUGUGGGGCGUGCCCGGGAUGCCGUGGGUGCCCGCGGCGUCCGUGUUCCUCAACGUCUUCCUGCUGGGCUCGCUGGACCGCCCCUCCUACGUCCGCUUCGGCUUCUUCUCGGCCGCCGCCGUGCUCGUGUACGUGCUCUACAGCGUGCACGCCAGCCACGACGCCGAGGAGAGCGGCGGCGGCGCGCUGGAUUGCGGCGGCGGUGGCGCCGCCAAGGUGCAGGACGACGAAGGGUGCAAGGUCUAGCUUAGCUACCAGGGUGGCUGGCUUAUGCAGGCAGAGAGCCUACUCUGCUCUGUCGCGAUCCGUCUCCUUUUAGAUGCUUUUAAUUAGGUAAUGACUAAUGGGGAUUAGUGGUGAUGAACUGAUGAAUCGAUCUGACAUGCAUGAGACAAAAAGGGGGAAAAAAGAUUAGCGGAGGAAAAUAGAGAGAGAGAAAAGAGAGUAUCAGUAUCAGAUGCUCCUGUAAUUUGCAAGAUGAAAUGUACAUAAUCUACCUGUUGGGUUCCA